AUCGGGCUGGACUCCGGGCAGAGGCACAUCGGGCUGGACUCCGGGCAGAGGCACAUCGGGCUGGACACCGGGCAGAGGCACAUCGGGCUGGACUCCGGGCAGAGGCACAUCGGGCUGGACACCGGGCAGAGGCACAUCGGGCUGGACUCCGGGCAGAGGCACAUCGGGCUGGACUCCGGGCAGAGGCACCAUCGGGCGGACACCGGGGCGGGCACGGGGCGGACACCGGGGCGGGGCAGCAGGCCCCCAGGCGAGGAGGGGCGGGCGGGGCGCCGGGCCCCCAGGGGCGGCGGGGGGCCGGGCCCCCAGGCGGAGCGGCGGGGGCGCCGGGCCCCCAGGCAGAGCGGCGGGUGCCGGGCCCCCAGGCGGAGCGGCGGGCAUCGGGGCAUCAGGUCAUUUGGCUCGCCAGCGGGCACCGCAUCAUCUGGCAAGGCAGCAGGCACAGAGUCUCCAGGCACGACAGUGGCGGGCAUCGGG
Molecule: messenger RNA, 477 nt
Organism: Staurois parvus
Lineage: Eukaryota; Metazoa; Chordata; Amphibia; Anura; Ranidae
Source: the annotation of a GenBank genome assembly